Messenger RNA from Oppiella nova, 424 nucleotides. NCBI's taxonomy places the organism in Eukaryota, Metazoa, Arthropoda, Arachnida, Sarcoptiformes, Oppiidae. The record is from the annotation of a GenBank genome assembly.
ACUGCCUGAUAACGUGUCGUGGGAGGAGGGGGCGAUGGUUGAGCCCUUGGCGGUGGCCGUACACGCCGUCAGACGAGUGAAUCUCACGUUGGGUCAGACAGUGCUCGUGUGUGGGGCCGGCACUAUGGGAAUGAUGUGUUUGGCCACCGCUAAGGCUUUUGGUGCCGCGCGUGUUGUCAUGACAGAUAUAAAUGAGUUUCGGCUAAAUGUGGCCAAACAGAUGGGCGCCGAUGAGACAAUACAUAUCAAUCUCAAGACUUUCGAUGUGGACUCAUAUGUUGCCAAAAUAAAGGCGGCACUGGGGGGCGAUGGACAGGGAGCCAACAUUACGUUCGAGUGCACCGGCAAUGAGGGAAGCACUAAGAUAGCUAUAUACUCGACUAAUAAUGGUGGCAAAGUAGCACUGGUAGGCUUGGGACCGCUC